This is a messenger RNA of Jatropha curcas, 6532 nucleotides long. The record is from RefSeq and is a predicted model, not a curated record. NCBI's taxonomy places the organism in Eukaryota, Viridiplantae, Streptophyta, Magnoliopsida, Malpighiales, Euphorbiaceae.
ACCGGAUCCGGAUCACCACUCCUCUCUCUCUUUCUAUCUCCAUUUCAUCAUCCUCUCAUGUCUCGCCACGUGUCUCCUAAAUAGCAGUACGGACAUCCCUCCCUUCUCUCUGCUUCUGCUUAGUUCUUUCUUUUCCUUAGUCUCUGUUUCCCUCCUCCCGCUCGUCUAAACAAACAGACCGUCACACUUCUCUCUCUGUCUCUUUCUCUAGGAGAGAUUUAUUUCUCUCUACUUGGCCCUCUCCCAAUUUUUAUUCGGCUAUUGUCUCUCUUCGUGAAAGGCGAAGGCAAUAUCAGUCGCCACUUCUCUUUCUAAUUGGAUAAGAACAACUUUUUAUUAAUUUCCUGCAGUUUCUUGGCUACCAAACAAGCUAUUACCCUGCGUGCACUGGAAACGGGCUAUUCACGUAGAUUGGCGACCAGCUAGAGUAAAUACAUAAAUACGUGGCGAGCAAGCUAGAGUAGCAGAGAGAGCUAGCUUCUAAGCUAGAACUUGUUUUAUCAUCAAUGUCGGGUCUAGACUCAGGCCAACAUUUGCUGACGCGGCGGCCAUCGCGCAGUGCCACCACGACCACGUUCUCCACUGAGGUCUUCGACAAUGAGGUCGUUCCUUCCUCCCUCGGGUCCAUUACUCCAAUCCUCCGCAUUGCCAAUGAGAUCGAGCAUGAACGUCCUCGCGUCGCUUAUCUCUGUCGGUUUUAUGCGUUUGAGAAGGCGCAUAGGUUGGACGCGAACUCUAGUGGACGGGGUGUGAGGCAGUUCAAGACUUAUUUGCUGCAAAGAUUAGAGAGGGACAAUGCUUCCAGUCUUGCCUCUCGGGUUAAAAAGACUGAUGCGCGAGAAAUUGAGAGCUUUUAUCAGCAGUACUAUGAACACUAUGUUAGAGCACUGGACAAGGGAGAUCAGGCAGACAGAGCUCAACUUGGCAAAGCCUAUCAGACUGCGGGAGUUCUUUUUGAAGUGCUUUGCGCUGUCAACAAGUCAGAGAAAGUUGAAGAAGUUGCUCCUGAGAUUAUUGCAGCGGCUAGAGAUGUCCAAGAAAAGAAGGAAAUCUAUGCACCAUACAACAUUCUUCCCCUGGAUUCUGCUGGGGCUUCGCAGUCUAUUAUGCAACUUGAGGAGGUCAAGGCUGCUGUUGCUGCAUUGUGGAACACUCGUGGCUUGAGCUGGCCUACAGCAUUUGAGCAGCACAGGCAAAAAGCUGGGGAUCUAGAUCUUCUCGAUUGGCUAAGAGCCAUGUUUGGCUUCCAGAGAGACAAUGUCAGGAACCAGAGGGAGCAUUUAAUUCUACUACUUGCUGACAAUCAUAUAAGGCUUAAUCCCAAGCCAGAACCUCUUAAUCAGCUUGAUGAACGAGCUGCUGAUGCUGUCAUGGGCAAGCUUUUUAAGAAUUACAAAAAUUGGUGCAAGUUUUUAGGGCGAAAACACAGUUUACGUCUCCCUCAAGGACAACAAGAAAUACAACAGAGAAAGAUUCUAUAUAUGGGCCUAUAUCUUCUCAUCUGGGGUGAAGCAGCCAACGUUCGCUUCAUGCCAGAAUGUCUAUGCUAUAUUUUUCACAAUAUGGCAUAUGAACUUCAUGGUCUGUUGGCUGGAAAUGUUAGCAUUGUUACUGGAGAAAAUAUCAAGCCUUCUUAUGGCGGAGAUGACGAGGCAUUCCUGAGGAAGGUCAUAACACCUAUAUAUCGUGUAAUUCAGAAGGAAGCCAGUAAGAGCCAAAAUGGAAAAGCUUCACAUGCAAAGUGGUGCAAUUAUGAUGAUCUGAAUGAGUAUUUCUGGUCAACUGAAUGCUUCUCCCUUGGCUGGCCUAUGCGUGAUGAUGGAGCUUUUUUUAAAUCAACACAAGAACUGGCAAAGGGAAGAAAAGCUUCUCCAAGAAAAUCAGGAAGCACAGGCAAAUCAUAUUUUAUUGAAACCAGAACCUUUUGGCACAUCUUUCGAAGUUUUGAUCGAUUAUGGACUUUUUACAUACUAGCACUUCAGGCAAUGGUCAUCUUUGCUUGGAGUGGGGCCUCAGUUGCAGAAAUUCUACGGAAGAAUGUCUUAUAUCGCCUAUCCAGCAUCUUCAUUACAGCAGCCUUUCUUCGCUUUCUUCAGAGUAUUCUGGAUCUUGUUCUCAACUUUCCUGGGUUCCAUAGAUGGAAAUUCACAGAUGUAUUGCGAAACAUUCUCAAGAUAAUUGUCAGUCUUGCGUGGCUUAUUAUUCUUCCACUGUGUUAUGUAGAGGCCUUCAAUAUGUCCCGUAAAACAAUAAAAAAUUCAUUAUCAUUCCUUCCUACAGUAAAGGCCAUUCCUCCUUUAUACAUUGUAGCUGUGGUUCUAUAUUUGAUUCCAAAUAUUCUGGCUGCUGUUUUGUUUAUCUUUCCCAUGUUCCGAAGAUGGAUUGAAAACUCAGACUGGCUUGUUAUUAGAUUCCUCCUGUGGUGGUCACAGCCAAGAAUUUAUGUUGGGAGGGGAAUGCAUGAAAGCCAAUUUGCACUUAUAAAGUAUACCUUUUUCUGGGUGCUACUUUUGUGUUCAAAAUUUUCAUUCAGCUAUUUUGUCCAGAUAAAACCUUUAGUGAAGCCAACUAAAGAUAUAAUGAACAUUAAGCAUGUAGAUUACACGUGGCAUGAAUUUUUCCCAAAUGCUAAACACAAUUAUGGAGCAGUUUUGUCACUCUGGGCACCAGUAAUCUUGGUUUAUUUUAUGGAUACCCAAAUUUGGUACGCUGUUUUCUCAACCAUAUAUGGUGGAAUUCUUGGAGCUUUUGAUCGCCUAGGAGAGAUACGAACUCUAGGCAUGCUAAGAUCUCGCUUCCAGUCCUUACCUGGUGCAUUUAACACAUAUUUGGUGCCUUCAGACAAGACAAAGAAGAAGGGUUUCUCUUUUUCAAGGAGAUUUGCUGAGGUUCCAGCGAGCAGGAGAAGUGAAGCAGCAAAAUUUGCUCAGUUAUGGAAUGAAGUGAUAUGUAGUUUCCGUGAAGAAGAUAUUAUCAGUGACAGGGAGAUGGAUCUGUUGCUAGUUCCUUAUUCAUCAGAUCCUAGCCUCAAAUUAAUUCAAUGGCCACCCUUUUUGCUAGCAAGCAAGAUCCCAAUAGCUUUGGAUAUGGCGGCUCAGUUCCGGUCGAAAGAUGCUGACCUCUGGAAACGUAUUUGUGCUGAUGAGUACAUGAAAUGUGCUGUGAUAGAAUGCUAUGAAUCUUUUAAACAUGUCCUGAAUGUUCUGGUGAUUGGAGAAAAUGAGAAAAGGACAAUUGGAAUCAUCAUUAAGGAAAUUGAAAAUAACAUUUCAAAGAAUACGCUUCUUGCAAACUUUAGAAUGGGUUCGUUACCAGUAAUUUGCAAGAAAUUUGUGGAGCUUGUGGGGAUUUUGAAAGACAGUGAUCCAUCCAAGCGAGAUAAUGUGGUCUUGUUGCUCCAGGACAUGUUAGAAGUGGUUACCAAUGAUAUGAUGGUGAAUGAGAAUCGUGAAUUGGUAGACCUUGGACAUGGUGGAAAGGAUUCGGGAAGGCAACUUUUUGCUGGUACUGGUACAAAGCCUGCUAUAAUGUUCCCUCCUGCAGUUACGGCACAGUGGGAAGAACAGAUAAGGCGUCUCCAUCUCCUUUUGACUGUAAAAGAAUCUGCUAUGGAUGUACCGACAAACCUUGAAGCGCGUAGAAGAAUUUCAUUCUUUACAAAUUCCUUGUUUAUGGAUAUGCCACGUCCUCCUCGAGUUCGUAAAAUGCUUUCAUUCAGUGUCAUGACUCCAUACUACAGUGAAGAGACUGUUUAUUCUAAAUCUGACCUUGAAAUGGAGAAUGAAGAUGGUGUAUCAAUCAUAUACUACUUGCAAAAGAUCUACCCAGAUGAAUGGAAUAACUUCAUGGAACGACUCAAUUGUAAAAAUGACAGUGAAGUUUGGGAAAAGGAAGAAAACAUUUUGCUUGUACGUCAUUGGGCUUCCUUAAGAGGUCAAACUCUCUAUCGUACAGUUAGAGGGAUGAUGUAUUAUAGACGAGCUUUGAGACUUCAGGCCUUCCUCGAUAUGGCUUCAGAAAAUGAGAUACUGGAAGGCUAUAAAGCUAUCACAGUUCCAUCUGAGGAAGAUAAGAAAAGUCAAAGAUCCUUACAUGCUCAACUAGAGGCAGUAGCAGACAUGAAAUUCACAUACGUUGCUACAUGUCAAAAUUAUGGUAAUCAGAAAAGGAGUGGAGAUCGCCAUGCAACAGACAUCCUGAAUUUGAUGGUUAACAACCCAUCUCUACGUGUUGCUUAUAUUGAUGAAGUUGAAGAAAGAGAAGGUGGAAAAGUACAGAAGGUUUACUACUCUGUAUUGAUCAAAGCUGUCGAUACACUGGAUCAGGAAAUCUAUCGCAUAAAAUUGCCAGGUCCAGCAAAAUUAGGAGAAGGGAAGCCCGAAAAUCAGAACCAUGCUAUAAUAUUUACUCGAGGAGAGGCUCUUCAGGCCAUUGACAUGAAUCAGGAUAAUUACUUAGAAGAAGCAUUCAAAAUGCGUAACCUUUUAGAGGAAUUUCAUGAGGAUCAUGGUGUGCGUCCACCGACCAUUUUAGGUGUCCGUGAACAUAUCUUCACUGGAAGUGUCUCUUCUUUGGCUUGGUUCAUGUCAAAUCAAGAAACCAGUUUUGUCACCAUUGGUCAGAGAGUUCUUGCAACACCGUUGAAGAUCCGUUUCCAUUAUGGGCAUCCAGAUGUGUUUGCUAGAAUUUUUCACAUUACCCGUGGUGGCAUGAGCAAGGCAUCUCGUGGCAUCAAUUUGAGCGAGGAUAUCUUUGCUGGUUUCAACUCAACAUUAAGACGAGGGAAUGUUACUCAUCAUGAAUAUAUUCAAGUGGGGAAAGGUCGAGAUGUUGGACUCAACCAAAUCUCACUUUUUGAAGCAAAAGUAGCUUGUGGUAAUGGGGAGCAAACCCUUAGCAGGGAUAUCUAUAGACUGGGCCAUCGUUUUGACUUUUUCCGCAUGCUUUCGUGCUAUUUUACGACCAUUGGAUUUUAUGUCAGUGCAAUGAUGGUUGUCCUUACAGUCUAUGCUUACUUGUAUGGAAGGCUUUACCUGUGCUUGAGUGGAUUGGAGGGCUCGAUAAUGAAGUAUGCAACUCGGAGGGGAGAUGAUCCCUUGAAGGCAGCCAUGGCCUCACAAUCCCUUGUUCAGAUUGGUCUUUUGAUGGCCUUGCCCAUGGUCAUGGAGAUGGGACUGGAGAGAGGGUUCAGAACAGCAGUAGGUGACAUAAUCAUCAUGCAGCUUCAGCUUGCUGCAGUUUUCUUUACAUUUUCACUUGGGACAAAAGCCCAUUAUUAUGGACGCACUGUCCUGCAUGGUGGGGCAAAAUAUAGAGCUACCGGGCGUGGUUUUGUAGUCCGGCAUGAGAAGUUUGCUGAGAAUUAUAGGAUGUACUCAAGGAGCCAUUUUGUUAAAGGACUGGAGCUUAUGAUAUUGCUUAUAUGUUACCACUUAUAUGGCAAAGCGGUAACAGGUGGAACAGCUUAUGUGUUGCUCACGAUUUCAAUGUGGUUUCUAGUGGUUUCUUGGUUAUUUGCUCCUUUUCUUUUUAAUCCAUCAGGAUUUGAAUGGCAGAAGAUUGUGGAGGAUUGGGAAGAUUGGUCAAAGUGGAUUAGCAGCCAGGGUGGUAUUGGUGUACCGGCAAACAAGAGCUGGGAAUCAUGGUGGGAGGAGGAACAGGAGCAUCUGCAGCACACUGGCUUUCUCGGACGGUUUUGGGAGAUUAUUCUUGCAUUGCGCUUCAUUAUCUAUCAGUACGGUAUUGUCUAUCAACUGGAAGUCACUAGGGAAAGUCCAGCUGGUAGAUCACGGAGCAUUGCUGUCUAUGGUCUGUCCUGGCUAGUAAUUGUUGCUCUAGUGAUCAUCUUAAAGAUUGUUUCCAAGGGUAGAAAAAAAUUUAGCGCAGAUUUCCAGCUGAUGUUCAGACUUCUUAAGUUGUUCCUGUUUAUCGGGUUUGUGGUCAUUCUUGUUAUUCUUUUUGCUACCCUUCAUCUCACACUAGGGGACAUUUUUCAGAGCCUGCUAGCCUUUCUGCCAACGGGUUGGGCACUUCUGCAGAUAUCACAAGCAGCGAGACCAUUUGUGAAGGGUCUAAAAAUGUGGGGGUCGGUGAAGGCUCUUGCAAGAGGGUACGAGUACAUGAUGGGGUUAGUGAUCUUCACACCAGUGGCUGUAUUGGCCUGGUUCCCAUUUGUGUCAGAGUUCCAAACCAGGCUGUUGUACAACCAAGCAUUCAGCCGAGGGCUUCAGAUCCAACGUAUUCUUGCCGGUGGGAAGAAGAACAAAUAAUAAAAAUUUGCUGCUUUUAGCUUCAUCUUGAAUUCUUGAUUAUUGAAAGAGCCAAAGGUUUAGUUGUAUCUUUUAUGGAGGGUGAUGGAACAGAAAGAGAGAGAGAGAGAGAGAGGGGGGAAGAGAGAGAGAAAGAGAUGUUUUUUUGUUCCAUAUUGGUGGCUUGAAUGUUGACGUCCCCGUUUAAUUCUUUGAGUUACCUCACAAUUGCCAUUGAUUUUGCUUCAUCGUCAUAUUUUUUUUUUUUUUUUUUUGCCUAUUGA